Molecule: messenger RNA, 1720 nt
Organism: Gadus macrocephalus (Pacific cod)
Lineage: Eukaryota; Metazoa; Chordata; Actinopteri; Gadiformes; Gadidae
Product: interactor of HORMAD1 protein 1
Exons: 7
Coding region: 315-1664 (449 amino acids)
Biological process (GO): meiotic DNA double-strand break formation; homologous chromosome pairing at meiosis; DNA recombination
Cellular component (GO): condensed nuclear chromosome
Source: RefSeq, a predicted model, not a curated record
ACGGUCCUCGUCUCGCGAGCCGCGGACUCUCUAAAGGCGGGAUAUUUAAACUGUCUGUUAGUCAGCUGGUCAUAUUUAGAUACCUCUAUUUACGGACCUUGGUAACAUAGACACCGAACCCCUUUUUUGUUUAAUUUGACGGACUUGAAUUUGCUUUUCUGUAGCAGGUGGAUUAGAGCCAUUACUACAACUAGCUUCUAAUUCCAGUUAUUUCCUCCACAAUCAAUAUUUACGCGAUACAGACUAGUUAGUGCACCGCGACCAGGUGCCCCGUGAAGCUAGCUCACUAACCUACCUGGUUGUUAAACAGCUUAAUGAAUCCCAACGUGUGGAACGUCAAGGACAUCUUGAGCAUCCCGACUGCAAGCAGUCGGACCAGAAUCGCCAGCAGCAAUGCAGCCACCAGCGGCUACUCCAGUCUAUCUGAUUCCCAGUAUGGGUUUGGCUCCCAGUUCUGGCCAGAGAACUCCCAGGGCAUGUCCCAGGAGAUGAGCUUCACAUCAAGAAACUCUCAACAGAGCUCCCAAGAGGGGAAUGAGCAAAAGAUCUCAAGUAAUUACCACACUAAACCGUUCCUGUUCGGAGGCGAGGGGAAGGACAAGGGCAUUAAACCUCUAGGUUUACUGGAGAAGUUUGAAGAAGACAAGAAAAAAGCAAAAGAGAAAAAUGAAAGUGAUAUGUUGUUCAAGGUAUCCCUAAGUUUUCGAGAAAUGCUCAACAAUAUUCAACACUCCAUCUUUGGCACAGAAAAAGAUGUAGCAGUGUGCAAAACGAUUCUGGAGGGAUUCGACAAAUUUGCUGUGACAGUGCAGCAAAGUCAAUCGAGCCUCUGCGAUGGUGUUUCACAUCAUUUUGAGACCAUGCUAAAAGAACUGAUCUCUCAGAAACAGAUGCUAUCAAACAUUGAGGGCAAGUUAUUGGAGACUGGAUUAGCCACCAGGGAACUAGGCUCAUACGUGCAUGGCUUGGAGAAAGGUCUAGAAGCUCUGAAACAGGAUCAUGUAAGAGGACAUCAACAUCUGGAAGAGGCAGUGCAGCUGCUCAGCACCUUAGUCUCCAACCACUCAGCCAGAAAGAGCUGUGGUGGUGUAGCAGACAGUGCUAUUCAGACCUCACCCGGACUGGGGCAGCCAUCUCUCAAAGUGCAGCCGGACAGCCUGCCCGAGGGCACGGGGCCUCUGUGCUGCCAGCCUGAGAGCACUCAGCCGUCUGACGUGUCCUCGUGGAACCCCAGGUCCACCGCGGGGCCGAGGAAACCCCCUCGAAGAGCCCCCAGGAGGAGACCGCUGAGGAGACCGCUGGGGAUACCGAAGGGCAGGAAGAGGACCAUCUGGGACGAAAACAGCCAGCCUCCCGUCAACAGCAUUAAAGAAGAGACUUUAUCACCGCUCAAGAAGAUUUGCAAAGAGGCUGCCACAGCCCGCUGCCAAGGAGUUCCAGUUUUCCACCCUAAUGGAGGCGGUAGAUCUAAUAAAGGUCUAAAAGCUUUUGUAGCCCCGUUCAGCCCCUGUUCUGAGGACAGCAGCAGCUCUGUCUGUGUUGCAGGGAUUGAGAUCACCCUCAAACCAGCUGAGCCAGAAGGAGAAAUGCCUGAGAAAGGGAGAGGGCUCUGGCAGUUGUUUGAUAUGCAUUGUGAGUCAGACUUCAUUGUUUUAGAAGAGUGAUCGUGGCUGGAAAAGCAGCUGUUUUUCUGAUAUUAAAAAGAUGUUAGACUACAUUA